CAUUUGGCUCGCACUCAGCCAAUCAGAGGGAUGGGUUUUUGGGAUGGAGAAAGAAGUCCAGCAGUGAAAGCUUGUAGUUGGUAGUCUGGAGGUUCGCAAACUGAGUCACGGCAGCUUCUGCUUUCAUUUCAUAUCAGAUUCAGAAAUAUUUAAUAUAUUCCAAACACUAGAUAUUAGCCCAGUGAGCUAGUGCUAAUUUUGUUAGAAACAAUGUGGACGUACGGGGUUUUGGUGCUGUUGUGGGCCGUUGCUGUGCGAGCCCAGUUUCCUCGAGUGUGUGUAACUCCAGAAGGGCUGCGGAGCGGCCAGUGCUGCCCGUCUCCGUUUGGCCGGGCUGCUGACCCCUGCGGACUGAGCUUGAGAAGAGGGCAGUGUGUGGCGGUACGAGUGGACGCUCGAGCUCACGGGCCGCAGUAUCCUCACGACGGGCGGGACGAUCGCGAGCGCUGGCCAAUCAGAUAUUUCAACCGCACCUGCCAGUGCAGCGGCAACUUUUCAGGCCACGACUGCGGGAGGUGUAGACACGGGCUUACCGGACCCAACUGUGACCAGCCGGUGCCUGUAGUCAGAAGAAACAUAAUGAACCUGAGCCCGAAUGAGAAGCGAGCCUUCGUGGAUGCCCUGGACCAGGCCAAGCGCACCGUCCACCCUGACAUCGUCAUCGCCACCCGCCGCUACGCCGAGGCCUUCGGACCGGACGGAAACACCACGCAGUUUGAAGACAUCACCAUCUACAACUACUUUGUGUGGUCUCACUACUACUCAGUCAGCAAGACCUUCCUGGGGGGUGGAGAGCCCAGCUUUGGAGGGGUGGAUUUCUCUCACGAGGGACCCGGGUUCGUGACCUGGCAUCGCUUCCACCUCCUGCAGCUGGAACGAGACAUGCAGGACAUGCUGAGAGACCCCACUUUUGCACUUCCAUACUGGAACUUCGCUAUUGGAGGCAGCGAGUGCGACAUCUGCACCGACGACCUGAUGGGAGCCCGCAGCAACUUCGACAUGAACAGCAUCAGUUCCAACUCCAUCUUCGCUCAGUGGCGAGUGAUCUGCGAAAGUGUAGAAGACUACGACACUCUGGGCACCAUCUGCAACAGUACAGAGAGUACACCCAUCAGGAGGAACCCAGCAGGGAACGUAGCUCGACCCAUGGUCCAGAAGCUUCCAGAGCCUCAGGAUAUAGCAGCAUGCCUGGAGGUGACCACAUUCGACACCCCACCCUUCUACUCCACCUCGUCCCAGAGCUUCAGAAACACUGUUGAGGGUUACAGCGCCCCUGAGGGGACCUACGACCCUGUGGUGAGAAGUCUGCACAACCUGGCUCACCUGUUCCUCAACGGGACGGGCGGAACCACGCACCUGUCCCCCAACGACCCCAUCUUCGUCCUGCUACACACCUUCACUGAUGCCAUCUUUGAUGAGUGGCUCAGGAGACACCCAGAAGCUGCUGUAUAUCCUCUGGAGAACGCACCCAUUGGCCAUAACCGGGAUUACAACAUGGUGCCUUUCUGGCCUCCCAUCACCAAUGCUGAGAUGUUUGUCACAGCACCAGAGAACCUGGGCUAUUCCUACGAAGCUGACUGGCCAUCCCGGCCCGUCACUCUGACUGAGAUCAUCACCAUCGCUGUGGUAGCAGCCCUCAUCGUGGUGGCGGUCAUCUUUGCCAUCACCACGUGCGCCGUCCGCUCCAAAACGUACAAGAUGGACGGCCGUCAGCCGCUGCUCGGAGAACAGUACCAGCGCUACGAUGAUCACGACAGACACAGCGACAAGACCCAGUCUGUGGUUUAAAACCACUGGUGCUAGAAAACCCAACCACUGCCCUCUAUCUCUCAGACAUUUUGUAUCGUUUUCACGUCAUAGAUAGAGAAAGAGCCUACGCCAUUAAAUUUUGUAUGAAAGAUAUUUACGAAAAAAAGGAGACGUGCCCUAAGCCAUAAGUAGCCAAAGUCUGGGCACAGCUCGUAACAUAGAACGAUAAUGCCUAAUUCACUUAGUUUGAUGUUUUAAAUGACACAAUAUUAGGUGCUAACAUUGCUUUGGUAAUUGUUUUGUGUAAAUUUGUAAACAUAUAUUUUUAAUUGGUCAUUAUUUAACUGUUUUCAUUUGAAUGAAUACAAUAAAAAGACUUUUACCACA
Molecule: messenger RNA, 2136 nt
Organism: Astyanax mexicanus (Mexican tetra)
Lineage: Eukaryota; Metazoa; Chordata; Actinopteri; Characiformes; Acestrorhamphidae
Product: 5,6-dihydroxyindole-2-carboxylic acid oxidase
Exons: 7
Coding region: 211-1788 (525 amino acids)
Biological process (GO): melanocyte differentiation; melanosome organization
Cellular component (GO): melanosome
Molecular function (GO): oxidoreductase activity
Source: RefSeq, a predicted model, not a curated record